Pogonomyrmex barbatus (red harvester ant) is the source of this 2085-nucleotide messenger RNA. It is a transcript of the gene TSG101, whose product is annotated as tumor susceptibility gene 101. Gene Ontology annotation, molecular function: ubiquitin binding. The record is from RefSeq and is a predicted model, not a curated record. Gene Ontology annotation, biological process: protein transport; endosome to lysosome transport; protein modification process. NCBI's taxonomy places the organism in Eukaryota, Metazoa, Arthropoda, Insecta, Hymenoptera, Formicidae. Gene Ontology annotation, cellular component: ESCRT I complex.
CUUUCAUCAUCGAUGAUUGAACAAGAAUUCUUAAAUUAUUCAUGGGUCUAUGAUGGUUUGCAAUGACAUUUCGCGUGUGACAGAUUAUCGGACGUUCAAUUGCCUUGAUGAUCUCAUCGUGCGUAUUAAGAUUCUUUUGAGUCGGUCGAUAGUAAAGUAAGCACGACAAUUGUACUGCAUACUGUUAAAGUACUCCGUUAAAGUACGCGUAAAAAAAAAUCAUUCUGACGCGAUUAGGUGCAUCUGAUAGGGAGAUAGCACGGCCUGUCAUUAUCUCAACUUAACUACGCUAAAUGGUGAAGAUGACACCGCUAGAUGAGGGGAGAAUUAGACAAGGGUUAUCCAAGUAUCAAAAUCCAGAUAUAACAAGGAAACAUGUAAUAAGUGUUUUAAAUCUCUACAAGGGUUUAGUAUACAAGAUUGAGCCUUUUGUUUUCAACGAUGGCUCACGCAAAGAGCUACUCAAUUUGCAAGGAACUAUACCUGUUGUUUAUAAAGGCUCUUGUUACAAUAUUCCAAUUUGCAUAUGGUUGAUGGAUACUCAUCCUAACAAUGCACCUAUGUGCUAUGUUAAACCAACGGUAGAUAUGCAUAUCAAAGUCAGUAUGUUUGUAGAUCACAAUGGUAAAAUCUAUUUACCGUAUCUUCAUGACUGGGUGCCUCACAAUUCAGAUUUGCUUGCUCUAAUUCAAGUUAUGAUUGUUACUUUUGGAGAACAGCCUCCAGUUUAUGCCAAGACAAGAUCAGAAAUGCAACAGAGUUCAACACCAUACCCUGUCCAAUCAUUCAUGCCAGUACCUGGUAGUGGAAGCAUGUCAAGUUCUGGUUUUCCUCCAUAUCCACCAACUUCUCAAUACUCUGGUGGCAGUAACGUAUAUCCACCAUAUCCACCUGCAGCAUCUGGGGGAUUCCCAUAUCCAACUUCUUAUGGUUCUUAUGCUGGAACUACUCCCAGUUAUCCAACACAAGGUUAUAGUGGUUCUUAUCCAUCGUAUCCACCAGCCACGCAACCGUCACCAACAGUGCAACCAAAUUCUGGCGGGUCUGGUACAAUCACGGAAGAGCAUAUAAGGGCCUCCUUGCUAUCUGCUGUAGAGGAUAAGCUUCGACGCCGACUGAAGGAGCAGUUUUCACAGUUGCAAGCCGAGCUUGAGACGCUGCGACGAACGCAACAAGAAUUAACGAGCGGUUCGUCUCACUUGGCAGAUCUUUUUGACAAACUUAAGAAAGAAAAACAGGAGCUCGAAAAGAAUGUGAAUAUUUUGCAAGAUAAAGAGGCAGAAUUAGAAAAAGAGAUCGCCAAGCUAUCUGAUAAUCAAUCGAUAGAUGUUGAUGAAGCUGUUACUACCAUAGCACCGUUGUAUAAACAGAUGCUAAAUGCUUUUGCUGAAGAAGCAGCUACAGAAGACGCUAUUUAUUAUCUCGCAGAGGGACUGCGAUCUGGCAUCUUAGAUCUAGAUGCGUUCUUGAAACAAGUUCGACAACUGUCGCGUAGACAAUUUAUGUUGAGAGCGCUAAUGCAAAGAUGUCGACAGAAAGCCGGUCUGGCUGGUUAAAAAUAAAAUAUUUCGCGUGCAUUUUGUUCUAAAGCUGCAAUAUUCCAUUUUGUUGUAAAAUAUGUACUAUGCAGUAAAAAUGGAACGUAUAUAAUUUAUAUCUAUACUGAAGAGCACAGAGGAUUAUUUUAUUGACAAUAAAUGUCAUCUUUUCCUUAUAGUGUGAUAAAAGGAAAACUGUGUUUUACAUAAAAAAAAGAAAUCUUUAAUGAAAUGUAUAGGUUUAAUGCAGAUAUAAUAAUUAUAGCAUGUUUAAAUGGGAAUAGAUGAUAAUCCUUUCCACAUAAAACUAUGUAUGUUAUCAUUACAAUAUUAUUGCAUGAUUAGACUAAUCACGCUGUAGUCUGUGUUCACAGAAAAUGAGUGCCAGCUUUUACUUUUUCAAGGUGCAACAAAACUCGUGUACCUGUAUAACAAACUUCAUGCCUUCAUUGUGAUAAAGAUUCAAUAAACUUAUGCACGACAUAAAGAACAUUCAGAGUUGUAUACUUGAUUGUAGUAAUAAUAAAAUGUUAUAAGAAUCUUGGAA